CUUUGAUCGCUCCAGUUUCUCACAAUUUUUGCAGAAGAGUGCUUUGACUUUUGACUUCCAACCUUUCAUUUUUGCGUUACUUGUAUCCUUUUUUCAAAGAAUCACCAUGACGGCACCUCGCAGCAGCAACAAUCCCCGUCCCUCUGUGGAUGCCAAGGGCAAGGCUCAAGCCAAGAUGACCGUCCAGGCAGUGUUUGCCCAGUCAGCCAUUGUGAAUCGUGUUGGAGAGUAUCCCAAGUUCACCAAGGAAGAGAUGCAAUUGGGCAAGUUGUUGGGUAAAGGAGGUUUUGGCAGUGUCUUUGAGGUCCGUUCCUUCACUCUUGGUGGCAAGAAAGUGUCCAUGAAUCAAAAGAAAGGAUUUUCCGAUGACCUGACAGAUACUGACUAUGGCCAGGCGGGCUCAAACCAACAAGAUGCCCGCAUGUUCAUUGCUCAGCACUGUCUCCGCAACAACAGUGAUGCGCGCUAUGCUGUCAAGCAAUUGAGCCCAGAGGUUGUUCGGAAUGCUGGCAUGUUCUACCAAGGCAUGAUGGAUAUGGCGCUCGAAACCAGGUUCAUGAGUGACAUUCAGCAUCCCAAUAUUGUCAAAAUCAGAGCCAUGGCCCAGUGCGAACCAUACGAUGAGCGUUAUUUUAUCAUCAUGGACCGUCUCUAUGACACCCUUGAGCGUCGUAUCCAAAAAGUCUGGGAGCCCAAGUCGAAGCGUCAAAAUUCCUUCUUUGGAAAGAAUCUCUUGGAUCGCAAGGGCAAAAAUAGGAAUGAGCUGUUGGAAGAGCGCAUUGUCUAUGCCUUUGAUUUGGCUGCUGCUAUCAGCUACUUGCAUGAGCGUGGCAUCUUGUACCGCGACAUUAAGCCUGAGAACAUCGGGUUUGAUGUCCGUGAUGACAUCAAGCUGUUCGAUUUUGGUUUGGCCAAGGAAUUGAGAGAUGACCUCAAGACUGCCGAUGGUCUGUACAACUUGACAGCUGAUACUGGUUCUCCACGCUACAUGGCACCUGAGGUGGCUUUGGGCAAACCAUACAACGGCACCUGUGAUACCUACUCCUUCUGCAUCCUCUUGUGGCAGAUGCUUGCUCUCGUCACCCCCUUUGAAGUUUACACGAUCAAGAAGCUCAAGGAACGUGUGUGGAGUUCGAUGGAAAAGCGACCCUUUAUCAAUGAAACCUGGUCUGCCAACCUCAAGCUUCUCCUUAAGCGUGGUUGGGCCAACGAUCAGAAAGUUCGGUUCACCAUGAAACAAGUUGAAGGAAUCCUUCGCAAGGAGUGCAUCCGCAUUCGUGAUGGCAACGAUUCUGGUCUUGAGCAUCAGCGUCGUCGUUCCACCUUUGUCUUCCGUGGAAGCAAGGCCGGAGAAAAAGGCGCAGUACCUAUCAAUGUCAAGCCAACACCCAGUCGUGCGGCUGCCUUGAAGACAACUCACAACACCACCAGUGCCUUUGCAGCAGAGAAGAAAAAGGACGAGUUGAGCAUGCCAAGUACCCACUCCGCGAGUGGAUACAUUUCUUGCGAAGUGUAAGCGACUGGCAGCGCGGCUUCGCGUGGACGGAUCAGGACCAAGUCACGCGUCAUUGACAGGACGUCAACAAUUUCAACAAUUUACCAACCGUUAGGAUUUUGCAUUGAUUGCAGCACACGCAUGGCUGAGGAACUACCCUGGAUAGCCCUUAGUGGUCAGAAGUUUUCCUUUUUCCUUCUUCUCACCACCAAGGCGUGUUUUAUUGAAUGUUUGGAUUUGCAUGUAAAAGAGUUUCUCUAUAUAUACCAUUUCAGAACUACUAAGCGAAUAAACUAAGCGAAAGCAUUGCUUGUCGUG
Seminavis robusta is the source of this 1813-nucleotide messenger RNA. NCBI's taxonomy places the organism in Eukaryota, Bacillariophyta, Bacillariophyceae, Naviculales, Naviculaceae. The record is from the annotation of a GenBank genome assembly.